UGUUGAUAGACAACACAUUUAGUGCAGUAGGCCUACUGAUGACCUCUUGGAACCUGAUACCCGAACUGGAACAUGGAAUCGGGAACAAGUAAAAUUUGCUGAUCAAGUCAUCGACUUAAUCCGUUAUGAUUUCCUUCUUUUCUUUGUACGUUCAGCUGCUUUCAAAUCAUCAAAUACUACUCAUUCCAAGCCAGCUUUUAAAACAAGAAGUCAACAGACGUGCCAUAUGUGUUUGUGAUGUAAGUUAUUCUGUACAAAACACUGAUUGAAGGCUUCAAUCUAAACAAAAAACAACAACAACAAACAAACAAAAAACAAACAGGCAGCAUGACGUCACAUGAUGACAGGCGUGGCGAAAGUGACGUCCAUCCAGAAUCGUUUACAAGCAUCCCAGCUCUACGAAUCCUUACAAAGAAAGAUUAUGACGACAGACCCUUCAGAUGUGGUCUGUGUUUAAAACGUUUCUUCUCUAAGGACGACAUCAAGCUACAUGUUAGUAUUCACAGCCGCGGAAAACUCUACCAGUGCGACGUCUGCAAGACGUAUUCACACGCGAGUUACGACCUUGAAAAGUACAAGCUGGUGCACAGUGGCGUCAAGGCUUUCAGAUGCGAGAUCUGCGCCAAAUGUUUCUCCUGGAGCUCCAACCUGAACAAAGACCAACAGCUUCAUGCUGGGUUGAAACCAUUCACGUGUGAGUUGUGCGACAAAUCUUUCACCCAGAGCUCACACUUGAAGCAGCACAUACUAACUCACACUGGCGUCAAGGCUUUUAAGUGUAAAAUUUGUGUGAAAUCUUUCUCUCAGAGAGGCACCUUGCAGCAGCAUAUGACGACUCACACCGGAGAUAAGCCUUUCGGGUGUGAAGUUUGUGGGAAGCGUUUCUCAAGGAUGUACAACCUGAACCAGCACGUGCUGACACACAAUGCCGCCAAGGCGUUCAAGUGCGUCACGUGUUCUAGACGAUUCGGCCAGGACAAGUAUCUGAAGAAACAUAUGAUGACUCACAUUGGCGUCAGGCCAUACAAGUGUCCUCAAUGUGAGAAGUGGUUCUCGCAGAGAUACAACAUGAAGCAGCAUCAGCUGACUCACGCUGGCGUCAAAUCGUUUAGAUGUGAGAUUUGUGGAAAGUGUUUCUCCAAUCGUCAAUACUUGAAAAGACACAUAGCGACUCAUAGUGGCUACAGGCCCUAUAAAUGUGGGAUGUGUCAGAAGUAUUACAACCGCAAAGAAAACUUGAAGGUCCAUAUGUUAUGUCAUGUCUAAUGGAAAGGGGGCGGGACAUAGCCCUGUAGUAAAACGCGAUCGGUUUGGGUCGAUCCCCAUUGACUGAUUUCUCGUUCCAGUCAGUGCUCCACGACUGCUAUAUCAAAGACCGUGUUAUGUGCUAUCCUGUCUGUCGUAUGUUGCAUAACAGAUCCCUUGCUACUAAUGGAAAAGUGUAGCGGGUUUCCUCUCUAAUACUACGUGUAUAUUAUAUAAAAAUUACCAAAUGUUUGACAUCUAAUAGCCAACGAUUAAUUUGUCAAUGUGCUCUAGUGGUGUCGUUAAACUAAACACACUUUUUCUUAUGGAAGAGAUACACAGCUCAGUGGUAGAAAUCCUUCAUUCCGUCAUAUAGAAUUAAAAACAAUUAAGAGGGCUCAAAAUAGACUGCUGUCUAAAGGCAACGCUACACGAAAUAUUUGGGUAUGGCGUAAUGGAAUUGAAUGCAACCAGUCAACAGGGGGUAUGGGGGGCCUCCCACUCCCUCCCCAAAAAGAAAAUGGGUUAAGUUUAGGGUUAGGGUUAAGAAAACCAUGCAGUAACAGUGUUCUCGCCUCGCUAUUGCAUUUUGCCGCCCUCCUUUCACGUUCUCCUCCCUCCUUUAUGUUUCUGCGCCCCUCUUUAUUUUACAGCACCCUACUAUAUUUUACAGCACCUAUCUCCGCUAUUUCCAAAUCGGCAAAUGCACACUUUUUUCCACACAUAAAAAACACAACGAUCAGUCUGCACACUGGAUAUCAAAGGAAAUUAGUCGCGUUGUGUUUGAAAAAGCAAUUGAUGAAACAUUUACCGUAACGUAAUUUAACAGUAUUUUUAACAGCCUCAAUUUUGUCCCAUACCUGUAUUCAUUUGUAUGUUAAAGUUAUAUUUUAUU
Molecule: messenger RNA, 2140 nt
Organism: Gigantopelta aegis
Lineage: Eukaryota; Metazoa; Mollusca; Gastropoda; Neomphalida; Peltospiridae
Product: oocyte zinc finger protein XlCOF6.1-like
Exons: 2
Coding region: 328-1266 (312 amino acids)
Source: RefSeq, a predicted model, not a curated record